GAUUCUGCCGGUGAUACUUGCUUAUCACAGGACCAGGCAGUCCCCCCGCAUUUCCAUCUCCACGUUGCCAGAACCUCCAUGGAAAUCAUCAUCAACAGGAGCCAGCUUGUCCUAUUAUAACUUGGACUCCCCUGAAUGCUGCAGCCAUGGCGGAUGAAGAAGACCCUUUGGUCAAGGCACUGCCUCCAGCGACUGACUAUUUGACCUACCUGACUCUCCUCGAAUACCAAUUGACCCCCGCCCGACUCCCGCUGCUGCACAAGCUCCUGCAGGAUGAAACGUUGACCACAAACAUUGGCUGGGACCUGGUCCAGUUGCUGCUUCCUAUGCUUCCACAGUCGCAGGACUGUCUUCAGGAUGUCGCAAGACUAGGGAAUCCUCGAGAGGUUAUUCUCAGAGUCUCGGAUGCUCUGAUGAAGCUGCAGCCGGGGGAGGAUGACGAAGAGACCCAGGAUCAGCUGGAAGAGAGCGAUAAUAGAUUAGAGGAUGUUGAAAAGUUAGAACAAGAUCUCGAAGAUACUGCAAUUGAAAGUGACGAUGAAUCGGACACUGGCACGAGGAAGCUUCCGCGCUUCGUCAUGCAGUUCAAUUGCCUUCUGGCUAUGCUAUCCGUCCUCCAUUCCCGCAUUAAGACAACAUAUCCUAGUCGGUUCCUGGCAACAUCGUUACAGGCAACUUUGGAGGCAUAUACAUUGAUGCCCACCAAUGAAACGACUACUGCUCUUCUGGAGUUCUUCAGAGAUGUGUCGCCGCUGAAGCGGCCCGCGCUGCCACCUCGGGCGGCGAGUGAAUCCUCUCUCAUCAGAGUUUCACAAGCCUCUGCUCCUGAUCCGGAAGCCGAGACGCACAGCCAUCCAUCGACAUCGGAUGAACAGGCAUUGCUUAAGAAGCUUCUACAAUUCGGGUUGAUAGAACUAUUGAAGGCCUGCAUGCUGAGCCUUACGAAUUCAGCUGAGUCGGGAAUGUGCUGGGCUAUACGAUUACACGAAAAAUUGCACCCCGAGUCUCGCAUACCAUCGCUUUUGACUAAGACGGAACAUUAUGCCAGCUCGAAAGCUCUGCGGGAGAGGGAUAUGAUACUGGGAAAGAUCACGGCACUAUCACGAGACUUCGGAAUUGACGACCAGCAAUUGCUACGCAUUAUCUCUAUACCACCCGAGGAACAGCCACCAUUGCUCGACUUCGAAGAGAUUCCUAAAUCAGCCGACGAGAUAUCACUGGAGAGACAUGGAUCAUUGCUGUUACUGGCGGCGCGGGUCGCAAACAAGAAGAUAUUUUCCUCAGGCCAGGAAGUUGUGCAAAUUCCAGUGUUUCCCGAUCUUGCUCGUAUAUUCUUCAAUUUUAUCGGCAAGCCGACCGCUACUGAGGGAGUGAAUAUCGAACAACCGCAGAGUAUCGCAGUCGAUCAGGAAUAUGAGGACUUUGUGCUCACAUUGACGGCGUGCACAUCUCAUCAGAUCUACAAUACUAUCCGACGCAUCCCGGCUGUUGUCGUACAUAGUCACCCCUCAUCAACCUCCCGGUUUAAGAUCAUUCGCAGAGCUCUAGAGAAGGAGAACCUGCUUUUCGCAAGGGAUAGUGCAAUCGGAUGGCUGAAAGAUGAAAUACUGUCGUCUACUGCAGAUAUGGAAGGUGGCACGGCAGGAAAAACCACCGUCUCUUUCCCAGAUCCUCAAGUCUUCGCAGAUCCGCACUACUUCUCCGUUCUCUUCCCACUAUUAUUCAACUCGGGCGAGUUAUCACUCGAUACUACGUCUGGAAUUGUCGCCUCGUGGUUAAGAUUUUCUCAAUCUCUUGCGCCCUCAAUACAUGCUUCCCUAAGUCUCUAUUAUGUGUUGCUCUCUUCACCAAAGCUCCGCCAGCUCCUCGAGCUCGAAAAGACAUACCCCUAUUUCCAAAACAAGUUCCUGGGGCCCUUAAAGUCUCUCUGUCGAGCAUUCGAGAGCGAUCUGUCUAAAAUGGGCGGUGACGGCCGGAUUGAAUCUGCAAUUGGAGAGGAGCUGUGUGAGAUCGGAAUGGCACGUUCUGUCGGCCUUAUAUCUCUGUUGAUUGAGCAAGUCGAAGAGACGCUUGCAGAUGUGUUUGAUAUUGAAGAAGCAGCACUGAAAGAACCAAGUGCAGAUGAUAUUGCCAAAGUGGCGGAAAUUCGCACAAAGACUGCCUCUUAAGCGUUCAGAAUGAUGUGUUAAGACGUCAAUACGAAUAUACACGAGCCACUUAGCAUCUUCUUAAGAUGGCUUAUUGCUAGUGGGACUUCUAUGAAGUAUGUAUCUCUGUUCUGUUUUUGGCUCAGGGUUGGGCCCGGAAUGUUGAAAGCGUGUGUUGCACAGUAGAAUCACAAUAGAC
This is a messenger RNA of Paecilomyces variotii, 2346 nucleotides long. RefSeq names its product YAP-binding/ALF4/Glomulin. The record is from RefSeq and is a predicted model, not a curated record. Gene Ontology annotation, biological process: cellular response to oxidative stress. The coding region runs from base 147 to 2168 and encodes 673 amino acids. Gene Ontology annotation, cellular component: cytoplasm. The transcript is spliced from 3 exons. NCBI's taxonomy places the organism in Eukaryota, Fungi, Ascomycota, Eurotiomycetes, Eurotiales, Thermoascaceae.